CAGGAAUUAGCUGCAGAUCCAGACACAGAUGCCACAAUUAGAGUGUUUGGACUGUUAGUUCUGCCAUGACCAAAGGUUUGAGCCACCAUGCCUGUGUUUUACUCGCCUGUACCGGACAACCUGCAGAUAGGCCUUGCCUACAUGGGAGGCUCCGUGUUCACAAACAACAGGACAGCGGACAGUGACUUCAGCAGGGAGCAGGAGGAUGCAUGUGUGGUCAACGAGUUGGUUUCUCACCUUCCCCUUCAAAUGCUUUUGUACUUCAACUUGUUUUACUUUCCUUGUUGGUGGUUUUCUGCUGUGUUCAUGUUGGAAGUGAAAUAUUACUAUCUUCCUGGAUACUACCAGGCUCUGCUCAUAACUGGGUUGGUCCUUGUCACAGUGAUUGAAGUGAUCCGACUCUACCUGGGCUACAUUGGCAACCUUAAAGAAAAGGUGCCAGCCCUGGCAGCCUUCUGGCUCCUGUCUUUCACGUUCCAGCUGCCCGUGCUGCUGUUCUUCAUCACAGAUGAAGGCGUUAUCAUUCUGCCUCUGGAGAGAGCCGUCCACUUCAUCUAUCUUAUUUUCCUGCUCGCCCAAAUCCUGGCUUCCUUCUUGGCGCUGAGGACAAUGACCCGAAAGCUCACCCUUCUCUUCCACCUGCGGCAAUUUGGCAAGGUGGAGAGCUUGCGGCAUGCAGAGAUGAGUCCCAUCUACGGGCUUCCCUAUAACCGCAGCGUGCUUCCAGUUUCACCCACUCAUUAAAGACAGACAACAGUCUUUCUUACAUGACUGGUUUUAGUAAAACAUCCACUGCGUUUUUU
Molecule: messenger RNA, 803 nt
Organism: Xiphophorus maculatus (southern platyfish)
Lineage: Eukaryota; Metazoa; Chordata; Actinopteri; Cyprinodontiformes; Poeciliidae
Product: transmembrane protein 17A-like
Exons: 4
Coding region: 88-744 (218 amino acids)
Biological process (GO): non-motile cilium assembly
Cellular component (GO): ciliary transition zone
Source: RefSeq, a predicted model, not a curated record